Molecule: messenger RNA, 1749 nt
Organism: Xyrichtys novacula (pearly razorfish)
Lineage: Eukaryota; Metazoa; Chordata; Actinopteri; Labriformes; Labridae
Source: the annotation of a GenBank genome assembly
AUGCCUCAACAGCCGGACCCCUCCCUGACUUCUCACAUUCCUGGACCCAAGGCACCAUCCAUGGCCUCUAGGACCUCUGGUACCACCACCAUCGACCUCUCAGACUAUGAGGACAGAGAAGGCAACAAUACCUACCGAGACAUGGAUGAGGACAGCGACUCUGAAGCCGAGGACAGCGAGGAGGAAGAGGAGGACCAGCUCGAUGCACCAUUCGGAGACCGUCAGGCCCGCUUUUUGAGUGAGUUUAAAAAAGAAUUACAAUUUAAAUCUUUGCCCACACCAGAUUCACUGCCCACUCCUGAGCCACAGCAGAGAUCCACUCCCAGGGGACAGGUUAAGACAGUGGUGCCAUCCCCGAACAGAGGCUCACAGAGUUCACAGAGUUUGCCUUGCACGGCCCAACUCACGGUAAGAGGUACAUAUGACCCCAAUCCUACCAAGAGCACUCUCACUAAAAUACUACAAGACACCCUAGAUGUUACAGGUGCAGAGCUCAUGGGCAGCAGAGUGGAAGAGGAACUUCGACAAGAAGUGAGAGAUGAGAUGCUCAGCACCAUGAGAGAUGAUAUGCAGGGGGCCGUCAGAAGCUCCACCGUCAACUGUAUGGACAACACAGGCGCCAGUGAAGCCCUGGCCCGACCCACUGCCACCAUGGAGGAACAGCAGCAUAUGAUGAACGAAAAUAGGGUGAGUGCACCUCUCGGCCACCAUCACUUCACACGCUCAAAAGCCAUGUUACCUCCAGCAUAUUCAGACGCAGCUACAGCACACCACAGCUCCUCCGCUUUCCCUCUGGUCGAAUCCAGUGGUGGACACAAAAUCUAUAAACCAUUCGCUGUUAGCAAUACACAAACCAUCAGUGAUAAGCUGCCCCCCAUCACUGAGGGAGGCAACUUAUGGCUGGACAAAUUGGACUGUCUGACUGAAGGCCAAGACCUAGCCCUCUGUGAUUUCAGGGCUAUUCUCGCGCUCUGUGUCACCCCUACCGAACUCCGGGACAUCGAAAUCUGUGCAGGCACCAUUUCCUGCAAUGAUGACAGGCAGCUAGUCAUGGUAAUUAGGGCUCUGCGCAACGAACUCCGUUCCAAAUACCCGCUCCCCAACGGCCCAAUGAUUCUCAAAUUCUCAUGGGAAAAAAGUCUGUCUCCUAGCGAGUAUCUAGCCCAGUGCAAGGAGCAAUGGUCCAAAUACACGGGGGUCCACCCCAGUAAGGGUCAGGAACAUUGGUUUAGAGAUGUCAUUAAAGGUGUUCCAGCAGACGUUAGAGAACUCUUAGAAAACAGCCCAGACCUCCCGGGCUCAACCUGCCUGGUGUGGGAACAUCAUCUCAAACACCACCUACAGAGAGCGAAAGACAGAGCCGACAAAGAAGGUGAUGAUGACAAAGACAUGCAGAGACAACUUAUGAAGCUGCAGCUUGCCCAGGCUCGGAGAAAUGCCACUGAGGGUAAGAAAGAUCGUAAUACAGAUAAAAUUAGAUUGCCGCUGCCUCUAAUGACCCACAGAUUUCACCUGACAUGUACCCAGUGCCCCAGCGGGCAGAUUGUUCUCCCUAUUCUCCUCCCACAGAUCAAUCUAAGGGUUCGUGGGGCGGAGGACGUGGAGCGAGGUCUGGUGGACCCUACAGGGGAGGAGGUUUCCAGGGCAGCAGGAGAUUUCAUAACAACGGCCCUCCCCGCCAGGGCGGUUACUGGAACCAGGCACAAACGGCACCUAUACGCAACAACGCCUGCCACUCCUGUGGCAUGA